UGUCACAUACUGACAAAGAAAAAUCAACUGAGAGAGAGAAAGAAACAAACACUCUUCAUUUUUUAGAAGGUAAUAAACAUAUUUUUUUUGAGAGAGAAAGAAAGAGAGUAAAAAGAGUAAGUGCCCUCUUGUAUUGUAUUUCAAGAAAUUCCAUAUUCCUCUGAUCCCCCCAAAGGACAACAAAACAAUGAAGACAAAGACAACCUCUUCUGUUGUCGCAAAAGCAGCCAGGGUAAAGUCCCUCAAUACAAGAUCUUUAAUUCCAAUUUACUCACUUUGUAACCGACCCCUAGCCCACAAACCCUUCCUAAUUCCUCUUAACUCACUUUGAUGGAUUAGAAGAGUUAUUUUAAUCUAGCUUCAACUGUUUCUGGGGGUCCUUAUGAGAUUUUGCUGAAUUUUAUAACAUACCCGGGGAUUUUAAUUUACUGCUCUGUUUCAUCUGUAAUUCUCAGGAGUACUACUGAGCUUUCUCUGGACACGAAGUUUGUUUCUAUCGUUCAUGGCAGGAAUGGUUCAAGACGAGGGAUCAUCAUCUCUAACUUCUUCACCCCUUCAGUUCUUCUCCUGGAUGUCACUGUCUCCUGGCUUCGGAUCACCGUAUCCAUGGUUUAGGGAGCUCAAAUCUGAAGAGAGGGGGUUGUGUCUGAUCCAACUGCUUGUUGCUUGUGCAAACCAUGUUGCUGCUGGUAAUGUUGACAAUGCAAAUAUCGGUCUUGAGCAUAUUUCCCACCUUUCUUCUCCAGAUGGUGAUACCAUGCAGCGAAUAGCUGCAUAUUUCACUGAGGCACUAGCUGAUCGAAUGCUUAAAGCUUGGCCUGGUCUUCACAAAGCCCUCAAUUCCACUAAAAUAUCAUCAGUAACCGAUGAAAUAGUUGCUCAGAAGUUAUUCUUUGAUCUCUGCCCCUUCUUGAAGCUCUCAUAUGUGAUCACAAAUCAGGCAAUUAUAGAAGCCAUGGAAGGAGAGAAGAUGGUGCAUAUUAUUGAUCUUAAUUCUUUUGAGCCUGCCCAAUGGAUCAACCUCCUUCAGACAUUAAGUGCACGCCCAGAAGGCCCACCGCAUUUGAGGAUCACUGGUAUACAUGAGCAGAAAGAGGUACUUGAACAAAUGGCUCUUCGCUUGACUGAGGAGGCUGAAAAAUUGGACAUCCCAUUCCAGUUUAACCCAAUUGUAAGCAAAUUGGAGAAUCUUGAUGUUGAAAGUUUGCGUGUAAAGACCGGAGAAGCUCUUGCAGUCAGCUCUGUUCUUCAGUUGCACUUGCUCUUGGCAACGGAUGAUGAGAAGAGGAACUCACCAACAGCAUCAAAAACUCAAAAUUCUAGUCACUUGCAAAGAGUCUUGCAGAACCAACGGACACUAGGUGAGUGGCUUGAGAAAGAUUCUGUCCAUUUGUACAACGCAAGUCCUGAUUCUGCAUCACCAUCAACCCCACCAUCUUUAGCUGCUUCCCCAAAGAUGGGCAGCUUUUUAAAUGCCCUUUGGGGUUUAUCACCGAAGUUGAUGGUAGUAACUGAGCAGGAAUCCAACCAUAAUGGUUCUACUUUAAUGGAAAGGGUCUUGGAAGCAUUGAACUUUUAUGCGGCAUUGUUUGAUUGCUUGGAGUCCACCUUUCCCAGAGCAUCACUAGAGCGGCAGAAGCUGGAGAAAAUGCUUUUUGGAGAGGAAAUAAAGAACAUCAUAGCAUGUGAGGGAGCUGAGAGGAAGGAAAGGCAUGAGAAGCUUGAAAAAUGGAUCCUGCGACUUGAGUUAGCGGGGUUUGGAAGGGUGCCUUUAAGCUACCAUGGUAUUUUGCAGGCUGCGAGUUUGUUGCAGAACUAUGGCUAUGAUGGCUACAGGAUCAAAGAAGAGAAUGGAUGUCUAAUUAUUUGCUGGCAUAAUAGACCCCUCUUUUCUGUUUCUGCCUGGAGGUUUAGGAGGUAUGACUGAAAUUAUUAACCAUGAAGAAAAUUUGUUAUGUCUGUGUGUGUUUUCAUUUCUUUUUCCUUUUUCUACUUUGUAUAAAGGAACCUAAGUUUUACUUUAUCUGAAAUUGCAUAGUUUUCCCACGAAAAGGUUUGAACUACUUCCUCCUGUGAUCCAUAUUUUUUCUCUUUUAUUUAUUAUUUGUAUUUUAUUUUGAUUGA
This is a messenger RNA of Mangifera indica (mango), 2124 nucleotides long. Its product is annotated as scarecrow-like protein 3. The coding region runs from base 503 to 1927 and encodes 474 amino acids. Gene Ontology annotation, cellular component: nucleus. The record is from RefSeq and is a predicted model, not a curated record. Gene Ontology annotation, molecular function: DNA-binding transcription factor activity; sequence-specific DNA binding. Lineage: Eukaryota; Viridiplantae; Streptophyta; Magnoliopsida; Sapindales; Anacardiaceae. The transcript has 2 exons. Gene Ontology annotation, biological process: regulation of DNA-templated transcription.